GUAGUAGGAAGAACUACCAGUAACAAGCAGUAGUAUCCGGUAGUAGCUGAAGUGACUAGUAGCAGAACACAGUGAAAAGUUAAAGUGAAAUAGAAAAAGUUUAGCUAGCCGAAAAAGGUCGUAACUGAAAAAUCGCAGUUACACAUAGUCGGAAAAAGUGGCAACUGAAAAUUCUCAGUUGCAUAUAGUGAAAAAGUGUUGGCUAGCUGAAAAAAGUGGUAACGGAAAUUUCGCCGUUACAUAUAGUGAAAAGUGUUAGCUAGACGGAAAAAGUGGUAACUGAUAUUCGCAGUUACAAAAGUGUUAAAUUCAACUAAUUUUAGUUGAUUAAUAGCUGCUAGUCAGUAGUGUUAGAAAACCAGCUGCUACCAAUAGAAAUAUUUGAUACUACCAAUAGAAAUUUGUUACUCCCAAUAGAUAUUCAAAAUUACCAAUAGAAAUAGUAGAGAAUACCAAUAGAAACUUGUUACUGCCAAUAGAAAUUUGAUAUUACCAACAGAUAUUUUGAAAAUACGAAUAGAAAUUUUAAAAAACCAAUAGAAAUUUUAAUAUUACUGUGUGUUUAAUUAAAUCUGUGUUUUGAAAUAUAUAGUGAACAAUCAUAGUUAAAAAACAGUGUUAAAUAAAUAAAUAAGUUAUAAUAUUUCACAACUAAUUAAUCAGUCGAACCGCUGGCCACUCCCUUGCUAUUUUGAUUUAUAAAUCGUGCAUUUUAAUUCUGAACCUCAGUCCACAGUUCUCCAACAGCAUACACAAAGGCGGUAGUGAAAGUAUCCACCGGAACCUAUAGGUGUAGGACGUGAGCGGCUCGCGGAGUAUCUUCGACAACAUUUACUCCGGAGAGUUACGCCCGUCCGGCACAGUCAUUUUGUAGAUCUCUCAAAACAAUUGUUUUUUAAGUGUUAUUUAUAAGAACUAUAUAUCUAAUUUUCUAAAAAAAAAUAUUAGAACUAGUCUCGUUACUAAAUUACGCUUCUAUAAAAUAAGAGUAUUUAGUUAAAAUGACGAGUUUCCGCCAUGAUGCGUCGUAUUUACUACAGUAUAUACCUGUGCCUGUGUCGUGUCCGUGACUCUUGCCCUACUGUAUUAUUUUUAAAAUUUGAGUGUUUACAUUUAUAUAGAAAAGUUUGUCGAGUUUUUUUAUACAAAGGGUAAGUAAUUACAUUGUUUUUUAAAAAGUUUUGCUUAUAUUUCGUAUUUUAACAAUUUUUAUUCAAUUUAUAAAAUUAGCAUUUCAAAUACCGUCGUUCACGUAUGAAAUAAAGUACUCAGAAUUAACUGAAAAUGAAAUAUAAAGUGUAAAUAAUCACCAUAAAUCAUGAAAAAAACACAGAAACUCAUAUUUUAUACAGUCCAAUGUGAAAAAAUUACGUUUUAUAUUAUAAUUUCGAUAUAUCGUGAAAAUUAUGGCAAAAUUAUUUUCAACAAAAAUGGCGUAAACAAUACAUAAACAACAAAUAAAUAUAUACCUAUGAUUGAUUUUAUUUCGAUUUAUUAGAGGCUCCUACUGAGUGUUUAUUAUUACGAUGUCGAUAUAAUUUUAUGUUAUAUAUUUCUUUUCUUUAUGAAAUUUCGAGUGUUUUUUUUUAUAUAGUAGUUAGAUAUUUGAGUGUAGAAUUUAGUAUUUCAUAAUUCAUAUAUAUAAAUUUUAUAAACUUUGAAAUGAAAUGAAAUGAAAGUUUAUUGUUUCCAACAUAUUCUAUUAGUAUAAGUUUGAGGACUUCUUUUAAGUAUAAAGAUACUUGUGGUAGAACGUCCUCGCCCUCCCUUAACUAAAUACAUUCAACAAAAAAAGAAACAGGGUGUGUGUAUGUGUACGCGCGCGCGCGUGUGUGUGUAUGUAUGAAAAAAGACAGUGAGUGAAUGUGUUAUAAGCUUAUAAGAUAAAUUAUAAUACGGCUCCGUGGCGCAGUGGCUUAGCAAUGAGUUGUUGUGCUGGGGGGCGCGGGUUCGAAUCCCGCACGGAACAAGUAUUUGUAUGGCCUACAAAUAAUUGUUCCGGGUCUGGAUGUUUGUCCUUAUGCAAUUUGUGUUUGUAAACUGCCUCCACGAUACAGGAGAAAAUCCUAGUGCGGGGGUAACGUUUUUUAAAAAAAAAAUAAAAAAAAAUUGUAAUAAAGCUUCAGUUUGAUCGUAAUUGUCUUAAGCCACUGCAUUAUUUUUUUCUUACAGUCAUAUGUCUUUAAUGGAUAUAUUUGCAAUAUUUUAUUAAUCUGAUUGUAUAAAUGUUCUGAUUGCUUGUUAUAUUGAUGUUUCGCAAAGGUGGUUUUCAUUCUCCAAAUAGGAACUACGCUAUAAUUUCUUCUUUUACUACUGUAAAUAGGAUUAAAAGCCAAAGAUUUAUGUUUUUUCAAUACAGUGUGUAAUAUGUACAACUGCCUCACCGAAAUCAGCCCACUUGAUGCAUACAAAAAGCUAGUGGAGUACCUGUACAGUAUAAAAUGCAUAACCUUUAGUAGACAUCUCUGAGCUCUUUCAAUUUCAAUAAAUUUACUUUUGUAAGUACCCCCUCAAAUUGGUAUACAAUAUAUUAUAUAUAUAAUAGAUAUAAUAGAUUGAGCUAGCGCUACAUAUAUUUGAUUCAAAAGAUCUAAACUGGCAACAUGUCUUAAAGUUUUAAAUAUCCAAGUGAGCUUUCGAAUUCUACUCGAUACUAUUUCAACAUGUCUGUACCAGGAAAGUCGCUGAUCCACCACAACGCCAAGAUACUUUGUAUAUGAAACUUUUUCUAUGUAAACUUUGUCUUCUUACUCUUUUCGAUUUUCAUGAAGACACAAAAUGUUCACAUGUGUGUACUACAUACAUUUUCAGAAAAAUGGCGGAAUUUGAUAUCUUAUGCUGUGACUCAACGAGGGCGAUCUCAGCGAAGAAGGGGAAGAAACAUUUUCACAUAAUAAUUUUGCGAAAUGUUCAUCCAGAAGUGGUCGUUGUCGUUGAGCGGUUAGAUGAGGAGAACGGCAAUGAGUACUUGUUGGCAGACCAGCAUGAAGUAUAUCAUGAGGAGGUGGUGGCGAGUUCGAGUGGUGGUGCUGUGCGAGGCGUGUGGUUCCCAGCGACGGCAGCAGCAGGCGGGCGUCAGGCACGAGGCGGCCGCCGCGCCCUCCUCUCCGCCUCCUCAUCGUGUCAUAUAAUAUUAAUAAUAUUUUGUAUUUAAUUUUUUUGAAUAAAUAGAAUACAAUACAUUUUAUUCAAUACGGAUAACACUUAUUGAAAGUC
Parnassius mnemosyne (clouded apollo) is the source of this 3216-nucleotide messenger RNA. NCBI's taxonomy places the organism in Eukaryota, Metazoa, Arthropoda, Insecta, Lepidoptera, Papilionidae. The record is from the annotation of a GenBank genome assembly.